Molecule: messenger RNA, 471 nt
Organism: Meriones unguiculatus (Mongolian gerbil)
Lineage: Eukaryota; Metazoa; Chordata; Mammalia; Rodentia; Muridae
Product: exocrine gland-secreted peptide 1-like
Exons: 2
Coding region: 13-471 (152 amino acids)
Molecular function (GO): pheromone activity
Source: RefSeq, a predicted model, not a curated record
UUAGUUUCAGCCAUGGCUUCUUUACCAGUGAUGUUAUUCCUCAUGACUCUGCUGCUGCCAUCAAUAUUCACUGAAGGAAAUGUUCUGACACAGACUCAAAAAGGACCCAUCAUAUCUGCUGAUCACAAGACAAAUCACAGUGCUGUCUUGGAGAAGACUGAUUACCAAAGUGAAGAAAAUAUCAAAGAGGUCUUGGAGAGGAUAAUCUGUGCCUCCCAUCAGGACCAAAUAUUGUUUGAGAACCUGGCCAAUGAUAAUCAACACAAGUUAAGACUAUCUCAGUUCUUGACUGCCCUGAGCAAAUGUCUUCAGAAACAUGGAGUCUUAGGAAAUGUCAGUCAUGUGGUUCUUACCCUUCGAUUUACCGGAUUUAGAUACCAACAAGACAAUUAUAUAUUUCAAGUUGUGUUGCUUUUAGAUGAAUUCCUGAAAAAAGUAGGAAAGGUGUUGACUUCCAGAAACUCUAGUUAG